AUGACAAAGCGCUGAUGGAACGCCUAUCGCAGUUGAGCCUCCCACUUCCGUUGACAUGCCCACUUCCAGACACCCAUCCAGUCAGCCAGACUUGACUCUGAAAGCAGAAGAAAAACACCCGCCAUCUUGUCUGUCAGUCGAACUUCCCACACUGCACUGCGGCAUUGUUGUUUGCAUUAAACAUGGCGUCGGUGAGCUGUCCGUUACAGAGAACCUUCUCCCGCCCAGCCACCAGCUCGUCCCAACCCGACACCACCCCGGUACUCUGUCGGGAGCGGUUAUGGGUGUUGUCGGUGCAGCGUUACGGGAGAGACCCAGGUUUCAGUCUGUAUUUCCCGCAGAACAUCAGCUCCUCAGACAGCCUCUACGACGCUACUCUGACAGAUGGGGACUGCAGGCUGCGUGUGACCCUUGACCCCAGCCUCAACCGUCUGGUGGAGAGGAACGUGUUCCGGUGUGGCUCUCAGCUACGACAUGUUACCUUUUCACCCGGGGAGUCUGUAGAGGAGGAGGGGGGAGGAGGGAGGACUUACAGGCUGGUGAGUGUGGAGGUGGCUGGGGACGAAGGGGGGAUGGAGGGGCUGACUCCCGGGGUGGAGGUGGAGAGACUGCCAUGGUACGGAGCCCAACCAGACCCAGAGAGAGACCCAGGAUCCCAUCCAGCAGACCCAGCCCUAAUCCCAGACCCAGUCCACCUAGAGAGGGCCCAGGCCCCCAGCUUGCUGCCCCUCAGGGCCAGGAGAAGCUGCUAUCUGCCCCUCUGGAACAACCAGGACUACAGUGGACCAGCCUGGAGGGAGACUCCCAACUCGGACAACUCAGAGGACUCGGACCAAGACGAAGAGGGUGUUCGGGCUACAGUGACGCUAGCUGAACUGCAGGAGGACUUCCUGUCCCGUAAGGGCGGUGCCACAGCGAGGAGGGGUGUGGCCAGGGGUCUGCUGGUGGUGCGAGUUCUAAACAAGUCCAGAGUGAUGUAUUAUGGGAAAUCCGACAGCAAUUGUGAAUGCCCUUAUAAGGCGGUGUUGGAGGUGUGUGAUGUGUCGGGGUGUGUGUGUGUGUGCGUGUUGUGGAACAGUGUGUGUGUGUCCUGGUAUGGCAGACUGCGACCAGGUCAGGUAUUGAGAACGAGAGGCUUCAGAGUCAAGGAGAGCUACGACAAGAGAGACCACCAACAUAUAGAGAUCAGUCUAAACUCCAGGAACCCGUCAGCUGAGAUCUCUAUCGUCCCAGAAUUCUCUCUGUCUGCUGACGUCCGUUUGCUACGUCCCUCCUACUCCUUCUGCAAUGGGAAGGAUCUCCUCAGCUGUCCCCACGGCAACAUCUGUGAUGUCAUCGGCCUGGUGGUGUUCUCAGGCCGGCCUGAAAGAAUCAGGAGCAAGGAUGGACAGGGAAAAGAGCUGUUGGAGUAUCGGUGGCUCCGAUUGGACGACGGGACUUCUGAUCAACCAAUCAUGAUAAAGCUCUUCUCAACGUCUCAACCAGAGACACACAACAAGAUACUCCCACUGUCCGUAGUGGUGUGUACCAGACUCCAGAUGGUUGGAGAUUCAUCCUGCUGUUACCUCACCAACACUACCUACACACAGAUCUACUGCACAGGUUCUGGCCACCACUCAGUGAUGCCCUACAGGAAGCUCCACCCAGUGCGUCAGUUUGUCCGAUGGCUGCGGAGCGUGGAUGACAGACAGGUGCUGAGCAGGGCUGUGGUUGGUGGAUACUUCAUCUACCCGCCCCCUCCCGUCUCCCUGGAAGCCUACAUGAAGAACAGAAAAGGCAAGGAGGACUGCAGAUGUGGCCAGGGCAAUACAUUGCAAUGUGAGACGCCUAAGGGAGGAAAAAGAAGAAGUAUUCAAUGGAAAGACAACAGGUGAACUAGGCCUGCUGAGAGGGGCGGAGCUAAAGUGGGAGGUGGAGCGACUUCAGUACAGAGAGAGACGUAGCUUCUGUAUCCAGGCAACCGUCACCAUGGUUACUCACUGCCAUAGAGGAAAGGAAGACCAGUGUCUAGU
Molecule: messenger RNA, 2012 nt
Organism: Oncorhynchus gorbuscha (pink salmon)
Lineage: Eukaryota; Metazoa; Chordata; Actinopteri; Salmoniformes; Salmonidae
Product: RPA-related protein RADX-like
Exons: 12
Coding region: 183-1874 (563 amino acids)
Biological process (GO): regulation of DNA repair
Cellular component (GO): replication fork
Molecular function (GO): single-stranded DNA binding
Source: RefSeq, a predicted model, not a curated record